GAAGAAGAAGAAGAGGAGUAGGUUGGAGAGAAUUGAGUAUGAUUUGGCUAAGGCUCGAGUAGCUAUUAGUCAAGCUAUUGUUUCCAAAAGUUUCAAGUCUGAUAAGAAUGAGACCUUUGUACCAAGAGGUUCCAUAUACAGAAAUCCAUAUGCUUUUCAUCAGAGUCAUAUAGAGAUGGUGAAGAGAUUCAAAGUGUGGAGCUACAAGGAAGGAGAAAGGCCAAUAUUCCACAUGGGCCCAAUGAGUAACAUCUAUGCAAUUGAAGGACAAUUCAUAGAAGAAAUAGAUAGUGAGGAGAGCCCUUUCAGGGCUAAGCAUCCUGAGGAUGCACACACAUUUUUUAUGCCCAUAAGUGUAGCUAACAUCAUUAAGUUUAUUUAUAGCCCUGUUAUUUACCCAUCUGACUACAAACGAGAUCGCCUCUGUCGACUGAUGAAUGAUUAUGUUAGUGUUGUGGCCAAUAAGUAUCCAUUUUGGAACACAAGCACUGGUGCUGAUCAUUUCAUGAUUUCCUGCCAUGAUUGGGGUCCACAAGUAUCAUAUGAAAAACAACCUCAGCUUUUUAAGAACUUCAUGAGAGUUCUAUGCAAUGCCAACAUCUCAGAAGGAUUUCUGCCCAAAAGAGAUGUCUCACUGCCUGAAAUAUAUUUGAUAAAAGGAACAUUGGGCCCAGCAGAUUUGGGCCGAGCUCCACACAUGCGCUCAAAAUUGGCAUUUUUUGCUGGUAGACUCCACGGAUACAUUAGAGAGAUCUUGUUCCAAAACUGGAAAGACAAAGACAGUGAUAUCCAGGUCUUUGAGAAUGUUCCAAGAGGGCUAAACUACACUAAGCUAAUGGGCGAAAGUAAGUAUUGCUUGUGCCCAAGUGGGUACGAAGUGGCUAGCCCAAGAGUUGUGGAGGCAAUCAAUGCAGGGUGUGUCCCCGUGAUUAUCUCUGAUAGUUAUUCAUUACCCUUUAGUGAUGUACUUGAUUGGAACGAAUUUACCAUACAAAUCCCAAUCUCAAAAAUACCAGAAAUUAAGAACAUCUUAAGUAAUAUUCCAAAUGAGAAGUACGUGAGAUUAUAUAAUAAGGUUUCUCAAGUGAAGAGACAUUUUGUAUUGAAUCGACCAGCUCAGCCAUUUGAUGUGAUUCACAUGGUACUUCACUCUAUUUGGUUAAGAAGACUCAACUUUAAGAUUAGAAAUUUGAAUAGCUUGUGAUUAAUCUUUUAUUAUUUUAUUUGUUGUCUCUUUCAAUG
Molecule: messenger RNA, 1242 nt
Organism: Humulus lupulus (European hop)
Lineage: Eukaryota; Viridiplantae; Streptophyta; Magnoliopsida; Rosales; Cannabaceae
Product: probable glycosyltransferase At3g42180
Exons: 3
Coding region: 176-1204 (342 amino acids)
Molecular function (GO): glycosyltransferase activity
Source: RefSeq, a predicted model, not a curated record